Molecule: messenger RNA, 2357 nt
Organism: Photinus pyralis (common eastern firefly)
Lineage: Eukaryota; Metazoa; Arthropoda; Insecta; Coleoptera; Lampyridae
Product: ankyrin-1-like
Exons: 2
Coding region: 99-2246 (715 amino acids)
Cellular component (GO): cytoplasm; nucleus
Molecular function (GO): protein binding
Source: RefSeq, a predicted model, not a curated record
CAAAGAUAUAAUCAAAGUUUGUGUCUACAGCGUAAUCUAUUACGCAGCAAACAAUAGUUACAAUUUUUAUAUAUCUUUUUCAAGCAGAACUGCUCAAUAUGGGCAACAUUCAUAGUCAAAGUCUCAUACCAUUUCCCUACACCCAAUCCCAAGAAUAUUUAAGUAUGGAACAAGAAGCUGAAAUACGCGCUAGUAUUACAGGAUUACAUGUGGCAGCAAGUGUUGGCGAUCUGUCUUUAGCAAGGAGCUCGUUAGCAGAAGGUUUAUCUGUCAACUGCGAGAUCAAAUACUAUCGGUAUACACCACUGUAUUUUGCAAUUAAAAACAAUCGCUUAGAGAUGGUCAAUUUUCUUAUUGCUCGUGGAGCUGACCUAAAACAUAAAGUUCAAAAAGGCUUCAUGCCUCUAAGUUAUGCUUGUCAAGAGGGCCACCUGGAUAUUGUCAAUACUUUAAUUGCACAUGGAGCCGAUCUCAACACGAAAUCAGAUGAUCUUUACACACCUUUACAUCUCGCAGCAGGGGGUGGUCAUCUAGACACAAUAAAUGUGCUAGUAAAAAAUGGAUCAGACGUUAACGCUGCGAGUAGAGCUCGAACAAGACCUUUACAUCAUGCAGUACAAAGUGGUAAUCUUGAGGUAAUCAAGACUCUUAUUUCUCAUGGAUCUGAUAUUAAUGCGGGUUGCACCAUCUUAUCUUUGAUUAUAACUAGAUAUUCAGAUCAUACAGUUGACUUCAACGUUACAGCUUUACAUUUAGGAGCAAAACUUGGUAGAUCCGAUAUUGUUAAGGUACUGCUGAAAGCAGGAGCAAAUUGUGAUGCAAUAACACAACAUAAAAUUACAUCUUUGCAUUUUGCCUGUCGAGGUGGCUUUGUCGAGGUAGUAAAGGCUUUACUCGAAGCGAAAUGUAACGUUAAUGCCAAGGAUUUUGAAAAUGUUACACCUUUGCACAUGGCAACUGAACGGAAUUAUCUUGAAGUCACUAAGUGUCUACUGCUUGCAAAUGGAAUAGACGUUAAUCCUAAAGACCACAAUAAUGUUGCACCUUUACACACUGUGUGUCUGGUGGGUCAUUUACAGGUAGUUGAGCUACUGGUAAAAAAUAAUGCAGACAUUCAUGUCAGAAUAACUGAAGGCGGAACACCUCUUCACAUCGCAGUAGCAGAGGGUCAUUUAGGAAUAGUAAGCUGUUUGUUGGAAAGUGGAGCAAAUGCUAAUACUUUAGAUGAGGAAAAUUGGACACCUUUGCAUUUGGCAGCUGAAACAGGUAAUGAUUCAGUUGUUACGAUGUUAUUAAAAUAUGGUGCCAACCCCAGUUUAGUUGAAAAUAUUAGAAAAUACACACCCCUCCAUCUUGCAGCUAUCUAUAACCAUCCUCAGGUAGUUAAAACUCUAAUUAGGAAUGGAGCAGUGGUUAACGCAACAAUGCGUGGCAAUUAUACACCUUUACACUUAGGUGCACAACAUGGUAAUUUGGAAAUGGUUAAAUUUCUUCUUAUGAGUGGAGCAUAUUUUGAUGCAGAGGCUCAAACAGCUCCACAUGUUUUGCCAUCACAGCUUGCUAAGAAAAGUCGUAAUUCAAGAUUAAUUAAAUUAUUUAGAUUGACUGAAAAGUUAUUCACUGCUACAAUGGAGAACAAUCACUUAGAAGUUGAAAAUAGUCUUAAACAAGGAGCAUUAGUUAAUAUUAGAAGUGUUCAUUUCCAAACCCCAUUAAUCUACGCAUCAUGGAAAGGCUACACCACCAUUGUUAACCUAUUGCUAACGAAUGGUGCCAACGUAAACUUCAGCAACAAGGACAAGGUCUGUCCUCUCCACUUUGCUGCGAAGUUUAAUAAUCUGGAAAUUGUGUUCUCUCUACUAAAACACGGUGCAAUGUUUGACGCCGUCAGUGGUGAAGACGGUAGCACACCACAAGACUGUGCUCAAACCGCCAACAAUAUCGAAAUUGUCAAUCUCUUACAGCGGAUUGGUCAAUUAUUUGACAAAGCGAAAGAUGGUAACUGCGCAAUCAUUAAAGAAUUAGAAAUGGUUAGAGAAGAAAACCUGGAUGCAUUUUUAGCUGUGACUAAUGCUCACAACAGCCAAGGACAGACACUGACACAGGUUGCAUUUGGUAACGACCAUGAAGAUCUUGCGAAGAUGAUACAGGAGAAUGAUGGUCGAGAAUUGGAAACGGAGCUCGAUAAUGCCACAGCUCAUAUGGGUUCCUAUCGUCUCUCACGUUCUUCAUCGAGCCCAAUCUAAUUUAAGAGUAUUUUAUUUGUUUUAAAUUUUUGUAUUUUUUAAGAGUAUUUUAUUUGUUUUAAAUUUUUGUAUUUUUCCAUUGUUCUUUAUUACAUCCAUUUUUGCAUGAAA